UGUAACCUCUCCUGAUAUGUAAUAAUCGCAUUCACGUAUAAAUAUCAGAUUUUUAUUAUUAAGGCUCCGUAAUUUGGAAUGAUGACGCUCCGUUUGUUCGACAACGAGGAUUAUUCCACACUGGAUGCUAUUCCAAAUGUGUGCAUGGAGAAUGGUGAAAUGGAGAGUUAUGAUUAUCUGAGAGAAUGCAUCAGCAAUCUAGAAAAUAAGAACUCUGAAGUCGGUCUAGCAGCUAAUUCUACAGGUGUUACAGACAUUAGUUUACAAGGAGAUGGUUUAGAUGAUGUUAAUUUAAAUAGUAUUGAUUUUAAUUUUAUGAAAAUCGAAAGCUUAUUUCUACAAAAUACCUUGGACUCUACAAAUUGUAUAAAGAAUGAAGAAGAAAAGACAAAACAAAAUAGCUCUAUAGAUGUUGAUAUUUCACACUCGAUUCAACAUUUCAAUACAAUGAGUCUGAACUUUUCAAAUUUUUCAAACAGCAAAGAUUCAGAUAAUAUAACGAUUGUUCAUAAUAAUGAUUCCUAUACAUUCAACAAAGAUCAAUGUUUAGAAAAUAAGAACACAGAGAACUACAAUUGUUCUGUCAAACUUUAUACAGAAAAUAUAGAUACAGAUUCUAAUGUCACUAAUAUAAAUCAAAGUAUUAUAUCUGAAUUGAAACGUGAAGUAAAAGUUAAUAAUCUGGAAUUAUUAGAUGGAGAUGAACAGUUUCAAAAGUGUGAGCAAUGUCUAAUGACGUUCAGAUAUAAAAGACAUUUGGAUCGUCAUUUGGAAGGUCAUCAGAAAAAUAACUGUCCUCACUGUAAUGAAAAAUUCGCUAGACGAAAGCAUUUAGAUGUCCAUUUGUUUCGCGCACAUGGAGAAAAGGUAGUUAGACAUCCUCAUUUAUGCGACGUAUGUCCGAAAAGUUUUCCCAAACGCGCCCUUUUGAACCGUCAUAGAGCGAAGCACACCUAUCAGAACGGCAAGGUAUGUUCGGAUUGCGGAGAUAUGAUAAACAUGGAUAUAGAUGAAAAAGAACACAAGGAGAUUCAUUGUAAAAAAAGGCAAUUCAAGUGCCAGCAAUGUUCGCAAACGUUCAGUAUCAAGCAGACAUAUAUAUCUCAUAUUCAGAAUCACGAUAACUAUAAGUGUCCACAUUGUGAUAUUACUUUUGCAUCGAAGAAGAAGGUGCACGAGCACUUUAAAGCGGUUCAUAUCCCAAAAUUAAACGAGGAAGAAUCGGCAAAUGGUCCACAUUUUUGCGCUGAUUGUAGACACUCAUUUGUAAAGAAAGAUGACUAUUUUCGACACUUGGAAUCCGCGUUACAUCUCAAUAAAGUUAACAAGGAUAUACCUGUAAGAGCUAUAUUCUCCUGUGCAAUCUGUUCAAAAAAAUUAAUUACGCAAAGAGCUCUGGAUCAACAUGUCAGACGUAUUCACAAGGGCGCAAAGCGAUUCGUCUGUAAUAUAUAUGGGUGUACGUUUCAGUGUGCCAGAAGGACAGAUCUAGAUAGGCACAAACAUCUGCAUGUAGAAGAGCGAAAUAUCGUAUGCGAGCAUUGUGGCAAAACGUUUACCAGUGUCAGCAUCCUCAAGGAUCACGUACUUUAUAUUCAUAGUAAGGAACGACAAUUUAUCUGCGAAGAAUGUGGCAAAGCUUUUAAGAGAAACAGUUUAUUAAAGAGACACAAAUUGUCGCACGAGCAACAUCGGCCGUUUGCUUGUAUGCAAUGUAACACCGCAUUCAAACGUUCGCACCAUCUCACUCGUCACAUGGAAACUUGUCAUAGAAUCACACUGGAAAAAAAGAAAAAGGUGGUAAAACUCAUGAAAACAAAGGAUGGCCAUCUUGUGCCAGUGCCAGAUAAACCAAAUAGAUCAGAAACUGAUAAAAUAAAAGCCGAAAAGGGAUGUGAAUCAAUUGCAAAAAAUAAAGAAAAAGAUUAUUCCGUUAUAAAUGUAAAGAAAGAGGCUGCAAAUGUUAAUUCCCAAUUGGAAAUACAACCAUCAUUAAAUCCUGAAGAAAACUCCGAAUGCCGAAACUUAUCGUUAGAAUCUACAAAUUUAUCUAUCGUCGAGUCUAUUCCUCAAGUUUUCUCAUUAGUAGAUGUAAACACGGGACAAGUGCUUACUGUAGAAAUUACCAAUAAUUCGGAAUUGUUACCUACUAAUGAACUUGUUAAUCAACUUGGAACAAAUUGUAAUGAAAUAUUGAAUUUACCGGAUUAUCCAGAUACAGAAUUUCAAAAUAGUCUUCUAAAUAUCGAUCAAAUGUGUUAUGACAAUACAAAUUACUCAGAAAUAUCAUUGGAAAAUAUUGAAGGUUCGUUCCCGCUUGUAAGUAAUAAUAGUAAGAUGGAAAUGAUUGAAAGCUAUUUAACUCAUGAGUUUCCAGCAUUCCUUAAUAUUUGA
Molecule: messenger RNA, 2394 nt
Organism: Atta colombica
Lineage: Eukaryota; Metazoa; Arthropoda; Insecta; Hymenoptera; Formicidae
Product: zinc finger protein 85-like
Exons: 4
Coding region: 79-2394 (771 amino acids)
Source: RefSeq, a predicted model, not a curated record